AUGAUAAAACUAGUCCCUCGCGUCGUCCGCCCAUUUUCGAAGCCUAUUUUCAGCGUUCCCCAAUGUCAGAUCCAGAGUUUUUUUUCGUAAACAGCGAACUUUAUCUUUAAACAGCGAACUUUUUAAAUUUUUGCUGCUUUACAAUGAAAAACACGAGCCUUUUACACUAAUCGCAUUUUCAAUCGAUCUUUCAAUUUUCAGGUGAUAAUCCACGGAAGAUGUCGUUGACAUCGAACAUGAUGCUCCAGGCGUCUCGCCUAGGCGGUGUGGUGUUCAAACGAGGUGGUGCGACUGGUCUGAUGGUCCAUCGCGACACCAAGGAGAACAAUUUGAAUUUGAAGUUCAAAUUUACACCAGAAAACGAAGAACGCAUUAAAGCAAUUAUGGAAAUCUAUCCGGAAGGACACAAAGUCAGAUUUCUUGCUAUUAGUGCCAAAGUAUAUUUUCAAUUUAAUAAACAGUUCAGGCUGGUGCGUUGAUCCCCCUUCUCGAUUUGGCUCAGCGUCAACACGGGUGGUUGCCGAUUUCGGCGAUGCAUGAAGUUUCACGUAUUCUGGAAGUGCCACGUAUGCGCGCCUACGAAGUGGCCACAUUCUACACAAUGUUCAAUAGACAACCCGUCGGAAAAUACUUCCUCCAGGUAGAGUUAUAAAGGCAGUAUCAGGGGAGAACAUUGAAAAAAUCCCCCUUCUUCUCCGAGUGACUGCAGAAAUGUACGUUGAAGUUGUUCGUUGUUCGUAGGUUGUUCAUCAACCCCAGAUUUGUUUUCUACAGUAAUUUGUUUUUUUCGAGUUUAAACAUAUCUAAUGACGAUUUUUUCACAGACGAACGACAAGGUACAUUUCUGCAGUGUCAGAUAAAUUUUCAAUGUUUUCCCCAGAUUCCUCAUUUGAAACAAUCCAAAAAACCUCUCAGCGAUUAACUCAACCCCUUAUACUGUUUUUGUGAUAUUGAUUUUGUGGGUCUUCAAAUUAUCCACACAAAAAAAUUAAGUCGGACCGGACACAAUUUCCGCAUCUCGGCGCGAAGUGAACACUGAAUUGACGACCGUGACUUAAAGCCGAGUUGCCUGUAGUCUGAUUGAAGGCAUUGCUAUUUAUAUAACUACGCUUAUUUUCAAAAGAAUCAACCACAUCAUUGUGUUUUCAGGUGUGCGCUACAACUCCUUGCAUGCUUCGCGGUGCCGAGACGAUCACGGAAACUAUCGAGAAGAAACUGGGCAUUCAUGCGGGAGAGACGACAAAAGACGGACUAUUCACUUUGGCAGAGGUGGAAUGUCUGGGAGCGUGUGUGAAUGCGCCAAUGAUUCAGAUCAAUGACGACUACUUUGAAGACCUCACUCCUAAGGUGAAUAAAUUCAAUUAAUAGCUUCGAGAACAAUUAGCUAAAAUUUUUCUUACAGGACGUACACGACAUCCUGGACGACCUGAAAGCAGGUCGUAAGCCUGCCGCCGGCCCAAGAUCUGGUCGAUUGGCUGCCGAGCCGUUCGGAGAGCUAACCUCUCUCAAGGAGACCCCGCCAGGACCUGGAUUCGGAUUGCAGGCGGCACUUAAGUAA
This is a messenger RNA of Caenorhabditis sp. 36 PRJEB53466, 1558 nucleotides long. Lineage: Eukaryota; Metazoa; Nematoda; Chromadorea; Rhabditida; Rhabditidae. The record is from the annotation of a GenBank genome assembly.